ACACCCGUAACUCUCCGUCUCUCUGGGCUCUCGGAAUAUCGGGCGAGCCCUAGAUAUGCCAUUCUAAUUCUCUCCUCGGUCUCUCUUGGCUCUCGGAAUAUCAGGCGUGGCUUCAACCAGUCCUCAGUUGUAAAGAGAUAGGAUCAAUUUUGGAACGUUCUUCUCCAUUGUUCCUAUAAAAAGCUUUUCUUCGUCGGAAUUAAUCUAAAAAUUGGGGGAGAGGCAAAAGGAGGCACAUUCAUCACUUCUUGGAACCAAUUCCUGUGUAACAGCGAGUUCUAGUCAACCUCUUCAUCACAGUUGGAAGCAAAGCAAUGACUCGAAAACAGAAAAAAAGGGUCAAUUUUAUAGGGAAAAAACCCCGGCCACCAGGAGGCCAAGGAUUCAAUCGGCUCCUUCGUUGGCGCAUCGAGUCAAGCAAAAAUGAAUGCGCUUCCGUCGAUCGAUUAGCUGUCUAUCUUCGCUCCACCUACCCAGAAUAUACCCGCCACAAGCUCGAACCUUUCACAAAAGGGGUUCAACAAAUACUUGAACAAAUGGGUGAUCAUACUAAUAAAGAAUAUGAUGAUGAAAGGACCCCUCCGAGAAGAAAGAGGGCAAAGGAAGUUGAGGAAGCUGAAGAGAAAUUGCGACUCAUUGAAGAGAAGCAUAUUGGAAAGAGGACCGCGAGAAUUAAUGAUGAUUUUGAAAAUGGUGCUGGCUCGACAUCUUCAAUGACGUCAGCUGCUAGCGACGGUGCUUCGGAAUCUGAAUCAGAUAACUUAUCGGAGGAAGUUAUUUCGACUAAAGAUGCUAUUUAUGAGGAAAAAUUUGAACCCAAGUUUGAUUUGAUAAAGUCCUUGCUGCGUGACAAUUACAUUGAAAAAUCAAAGAAAAUGGGAAAAGAGGGAGAAAAUAAGGUGGUUGUUAAUAACAUGGACAAGGAGGUAAAUUUGAUGAACAAGGGGCAUAAAACUGGAAAUGAAUCUGAGUUGGUGAAAAUUAGAGGUGAUGGUUUAAUUAUGAUCAAUAACAAAAAUAAUUGCAUCAAGGAAAAUAACAUCGAUGGGCCAUUGUUCAAUGAUUUGGGGGGGAUGAGUGAAGUGUUGGAGGAGUUAAAAAAAGAUUUGAUUAUGCCAUUUUACAAUCCCUAUCUGCCACGAAACUUUGGUGUGAAACCGAUGUCAGGGAUCUUGUUGCAUGGCCCACCUGGGUGUGGGAAAACCAAGCUAGCCAAUGCCAUUGCCAAUGAGGCCGGCGUUCCCUUUUAUAGGAUCUGUGCUACUGAAUUGGUGUCUGGAAUUUCAGGUACAUCAGAAGAAAAUAUCAGAGAGCUAUUUUCUCAAGCCCACAGGACAGCACCAUCCAUUGUGUUCAUAGAUGAGAUUGAUGCGAUUGCUACUAAACGGGAUAUCUCUAAUAGGGUAAUGGAGCAACGUAUUGUCCUACAACUAAUGUCAUGCAUGGACGAGUCAUCAAGAAUUGUCAAACCCAUAAAUGGAAGUGGAACUGCUGAGAAUUAUGAUUGCAUGCCUUGGUAUGUACUCGUUAUUGGAGCAACAAAUAGGCUUGAUUCUAUUGAUCCUGCAUUGAGGAGGCCUGGACGGUUUGACCGUGAGAUUUACAUAGGUGUCCCGGACGAAAGUGCAAGGGUUGAUAUUUUGUCCGUUAUUUUUCAAAAUCUUAAAGUAGAAGGUGCUUUUGAUCUUCUGAAGAUAGCCAAGUCCACUGCAGGGUUCGUUGGAGCUGACUUGGCAGCACUUGUAAACAAGGCUGGCUAUCUAGCAAUGAAUCGGUUAAUAUGCCAUCUAAGGUCCGAGGUUUCUACAAAGUCUGUAGAAGGUGAGCAUGUUGAAGAAUGGUGGAGACAACGUUGGCCAGUUGAAGAAAUAAAAAAGUUCGGCAUCACAAUGGCUGAUAUUGAGGAAGCUGCUAAAACAGUUCAACCCUCCUUAACAAGAGAAGGAUUUUCAGCAAUUCCAAGCGUGAAAUGGGAGGAUGUUGGUGGUCUUCAAUCAAUCAGAGAUAUGUUUGAAUGGGAAAUAAUUCGGCGGAUUAAGAAUCCCAAAUGUUAUGAGGGAUUGGGGGCGGAUUUAGAGGCAGGAAUUUUGCUUUAUGGUCCUCCAGGCUGUGGGAAAACAUUAAUUGCCAAAGCAGUUGCUAGCGAAGCAGGAGCAAAUUUCAUUCAUAUUAAGGGCCCUGAACUUCUCAAUAAAUAUGUCGGUGAAAGUGAGUUAGCUGUUCGGACAUUAUUCAGCCGUGCAAGGACAUGUUCUCCGUGCAUUCUUUUUUUUGAUGAGGUGGAUGCUUUGACAACCAGACGCGGUCAAGAAGGGGGAGGGGUUGCUGAGCAGCUCUUGGGUCAGCUGCUGAUAGAGCUAGAUGGUGCAGAUCAGCGAAAGGGUGUUUAUGUAAUUGGUGCCACGAAUAGGCCUGAUGUCAUGGACCAUGCCCUUCUUCGACCAGGAAGAUUUGGGAUACCUCAAUAUGUCCCUCUUCCCAAUUCGUAUGAGCGUGGUUUAAUCUUGACAGCUCUUGGUAGGAAGAAGCGAAUAGAUGCCAAUGUGGACUUGAUGGCAAUUGGAAGUGAUAGUGCUUGUAAAAAUUUCAGUGGAGCCGACCUAUCUGCUUUGAUGAAUGUAGCUGCUAUGGAAGUUGUUAAGGACAACUGGAAUUCGAGGAACGAAAUUUCAGAUGCUACACCAUGGACCAUCAAAGAAAUACACUUCAAGCGGGCAUUAGAAAAAAUGUCUCCAUCUGUUUCGGAUGCACAAAUAAGACACUAUGAACUCUUGUCAAAAAGUUUCAAAGCUGCUUGAGGAUGGACCUGCUCGAGAAAUUUUGUGGUUUUGAAGAAGUCUUAAAAUGUUUUUGAUUUAGGAAUUUCAGUGAAUCUUCCAUUUUUACAUUCUUCUUGAUGAAGCUUUAGAAGUAAGUUUUAUUAAGGUUGUCCAGUGCAUUAUGUAUGUCGAAAAUAGUAACACUGCCUCAGUCAUCAACGGAUUGUUAUAUUUAUUUUAAAGUAUGUUAUGGACUAGUAAAGCUUACAUGUUUGCUAAGGGAUAUUGAUAUGUUUCAUGACUUUUAUCA
Olea europaea var. sylvestris is the source of this 3069-nucleotide messenger RNA. Its product is annotated as cell division control protein 48 homolog C-like. The transcript is spliced from 11 exons. Lineage: Eukaryota; Viridiplantae; Streptophyta; Magnoliopsida; Lamiales; Oleaceae. The coding region runs from base 315 to 2798 and encodes 827 amino acids. Gene Ontology annotation, biological process: ribosome biogenesis. The record is from RefSeq and is a predicted model, not a curated record. Gene Ontology annotation, cellular component: nucleus. Gene Ontology annotation, molecular function: RNA binding; ATP binding; preribosome binding.